This is a messenger RNA of Penaeus chinensis, 2205 nucleotides long. RefSeq names its product prolyl 4-hydroxylase subunit alpha-3-like. Gene Ontology annotation, molecular function: L-ascorbic acid binding; iron ion binding; protein binding. Bases 383 to 2101 code for a protein of 572 amino acids. NCBI's taxonomy places the organism in Eukaryota, Metazoa, Arthropoda, Malacostraca, Decapoda, Penaeidae. The record is from RefSeq and is a predicted model, not a curated record. The transcript has 11 exons. Gene Ontology annotation, cellular component: endoplasmic reticulum. Gene Ontology annotation, biological process: peptidyl-proline hydroxylation to 4-hydroxy-L-proline.
UCAUCGGAUCAUCAUAACUAAAUGUUUACCGUGCUGACCGGUUUGGCUCUAGGAGUUCCAACUUCCGUGGAAUCAGAGUCAAACACAGCGCUCCUCCACCGGGUCAGCGGUCCUCGUCUAUGUGGCAUCCGGUUCACCGCAACCAUACAAAGACUUUACCAAGGAACCAAUAACAGGGUCUGUUGUAUCAACAUUAAUGAAGCGGAAGUGGGCUGAUCAGUAAGAAGAAGAAUUGUUAACUGGACAGAUAAAAUAUUGAACUCUCAGUAAGUGAUGUUUUGAGUGUGGUCUGAGUCUCUGGGAUUUAAAAAAAAAUAAAAUCAAGGUGAAAGACAAUGAGACUGUAAAACAAGCUAGACAUAACAGAAAAAAUAUAGAUGAAAUGAAAGCAGAUGCGAAGAAGAUUCCCACCCACCGAACACGCGCGAUGCGACUGGAAACUCUCUUAUCUGUGCUGGCUGUGCUGCUCGUCGCCCAAGCUAGAGAGGAAGGUACGCCCAUUUUGAAGCACGUGAGCCACAUGACGGAGAAAGAACUCAAUCAGCACGUGAGAAAGGUUCAGCUGACGCCUCCCGUGGGCAUGUCGACAUACCACCUGGCUCGCCUUGUGGCUGACGAGAGUCAGGCGACGAGCGUGUUGAAGAAUCUCGUAAACGUUAUGUUCACCACUCUCGACGUGACCAAUAGGUACCUGUCGUCUUGGGAGGAGCUCGAGGCCGCGGGCGUGGAGGCAGAAGGAUUCGCGAGCCAUCCCUUGCACGCCUACGCCCUCACCAAGCACGUGAGUCUGGGCUGGCCGCACGUGGAGGCUUCCUUACGUGCGCUCAGCAACCUUUCGAAAAACGUGGAAUGGCUGUUGUCCCGGAGAGAGAAGCGCGGCGUCCCCACGGGCGAGGACCUGGCCACGGUGGCGGGGGGGCUGGCCAGACUGCACGACUACUACAGCCUCAACCUCACCGCCCUCGCCCACGCCCAGCUCGUCUCGGCGAUCGACGCCCGCGCGGUCCCCGUCAAGAUCUCGCCUACAGUGGUCGAUCUGCACCGCAUCGGCUCCGAAGCCGUGUCUCACAACGUCCUCAACUCCGGCGUGGACUUCUUGAAGGCCGCCCUGGACCGCUGGGACGGCAACGCCUCCUUCGUCAGGAAUUCGGAUACCUUCGACGCCCAUCGGGAGCUGCGACAAAUUGACCUGUCUUUCAGGAGAGCCGUUAAAAUACACGACCAGGUUUUAGAGAAGAAAGGUCCGCGGUCUGACCUUCACAGCACCUACGCGAGGCCCUUUAACAAGACAUUAGCGAGGAAGAAGAAGUACCACAUGAAAGAGGAACUUGUCUUGGGCGUGAAAGGGAGUCAGCGGCAGGGCUUGAAGCAGUAUCAUCGCUUAUGUCGCGGUGAGGAGCUUAGGCCAGUUGACAUAACGUCACGCCUGUACUGCCGCUACGUGACCAACGGCUCGCCACUCUACAAGAUCGGACCGCUGCGGAUGGAGGUGCAGUCGCUGGACCCGUACGUGGUGACGCUGGAGGAGGUGGUGACGCCCUCGGAGGCCGCCGAUCUGGUCCUCGCCAGCGCUGGUUACCUGACCAGGUCCUCCACCGUUAGGGGGAACGGAAGCUCCAUAGAGGAUUUCAAGAGGACCAGCUCGACAGCCUGGAUGUUGGACAAGGACAUUCCCAUCCUGCCUGUCCUAACCAAACGCAUUGAACAGAUGGUUGGAGUGAACGCUCAACUCUUUGACGGAGCGGAAAUCUAUCAGAUACUGAAUUACGGCGUGGGAGGCCACUAUACAGUUCAUCACGACGCUUUCGUGUAUCCUCGGAUGGCAACGUUUCUCAUAUAUCUAUCUACCGUUCCACAAGGUGGGCGCACGGUGUUCCCCUGGGUAGGCGCGGGCGUGCGACCCAAGCGUGGAUCGGCGCUCCUCUGGUUCAACAUGAACCGCUCUGGGAAACCGGACUCACGACUGCAGCAUGGCGCUUGUCCGGUCCUCUUGGGUGACAAAUGGGUGAUUAACAAAUGGCUGUACUACACGGGACAGCAGAAGACUCUCCCUUGCAUCCCAGGCAAUCCCGAGGCCACGGUCAGCCAGCCGCUGUCCUGAUUACUGCCUUUGCUUGGAGAAAAGUACAGCAGCAACUGUGAUACCGUCUAGUUCUUCCAAUGCUUUAUAUACCUGUUUAAGUAAUCAUUAAAGUAUAUAAGAAA